AUGAUCUGUGAUAGAUCUGUGAUCUACGACCUUGAUCAUGUUAUAUAUGAUGUAAUAAAAGACUCACUGAUAAGAGAGUUCAUAUACUAAAAUAAAAUAAAAAUAAAAGCCAAUAAAAGCUCUGGAUAAGAGCAUGAUAAGAGGUUAUAGGUUAUUUUUGAUUUUUGAACCAGCAGAAUACCAGAAACCAGAACCACAGCCAGAACUAAUAAGUUGAGUGUUGAGUGUGUGGUUGAGUGUACGACAAAAAUAUCUCUAUGUUAAGUUAAGCAUAUUCAAGUGAAACCACUCUUUAAGCACAGUAUUAAUUAUUGUAUUCAUCAGAGUAAUCAAGUAUCCCUAAGCUAGAAGUAUUUUAAAAUGGGCGACAGUGUGAAAAUAAUUAAAGAGAAAAUUGGAUUUAUAGGGGGAGGAAAUAUGGCUAAAGCAAUCUGCGAAGGAAUUACCAAGAAAGGUUUAAUUAACUUCGAACAAGUCUACGUAUCAGGACCAAAUAUUGAAAACCUAAUAUGGUGGCAAGAACGUGGUGCCAAUGUAACCACAGAAAAUGGCAAAGUGGUACAACAUGCAGAUGUUAUAUUUCUAGCAAUGAAGCCCCACAUUUUACCUAUUGCAAUUGCUAACGUACAUGAAACACUAACUGUUCCAGUCAAAUCAAAGUUAUUUGUAUCAGUAUUAGCUGGUAUUCCUUUACAACAACUUCAAAAUGUUUUGGGACCUUUGGAAGAAAAUGCUAGAAUAAUUCGAGUUAUGCCAAACACUCCAAUGUUAGUUGGAGAAGGUUGUACAGCAUUUUGUCCAGGAGCCAAAGCAACACCCCACGAUAUAGAUCUGGUUAAAACAGUUUUGGAAGUAUCUGGAGUGUGCAAACAAGUCCCAGAAUCAAUGAUUAAUGCUAUUGGAGCUUUAGCCGGAAGUGGACCAGCUUUUAUAUAUUUGGUAAUAGAGGCGCUGGCUGAUGCUGGUGUUAAACAAGGUAUUCCUAGACAGAUGGCUAUUGAAAUGGCCGCUCAAACUACCUUAGGAGCAGCCAAGAUGGUUCUUGCCACUGGAAGACAUACAGCAGUUCUCAGAGAUGAGGUGUGCUCACCUGGAGGAACUACAAUUACUGGUGUACAUGCCUUGGAGUCUGGAGGUGUUAGGGCAUCUUUAAUUAAUGCUGUAGAAGCGGCUACUAAGAGAUCCCAAGAAUUAGGUGAAAAAAAGAGUAGUUAAGUAAUCAGUCUAAAUAUUACAAUAAGUAUUUCUGACUUGAAAAAGGUAUAUGUAUUUAGUCCUAAAUCUAAAGACACAAGUUUGAAUUUCAAUCCAUAGACCUAGAGAACCACACAAAUGAAACUGUAUUUUUAUAAUAUAAAAAUAUUGUGAUCUUUGUAUUAUUUAGGUAUUAUCAUCUUGUAUUAGUCAAAGGGAAUAGUAUUUUAGGGUAAUAAAAAGAUAUUUGUAUUACUAAUUGUAAUCUAGCUCAAUGGUUUACAAAGAAGUAUUAAUAAUAAAUAAUUGAGACAUUAUUGCAUACUAGGUAUUUAAAAGCAAAAGAAACUGGAUGCUCAUUUAAUCCAGUGUCUGCCAGUGUAUAUAUGUACCAUUCUAUCGAAAAAAGGCGUCUAGGUGGACGUCAAUUGGACGCUUUUUUUCGAUCAGACGGUUAACAUACAAAUUUGUUAAUUUCAUUUUACUAAUUUUUCUUGUUAUGUUCAGAAGUAUUCUACAAAUUUUAGUAAUGGAAUUUAUGUAUAUAAAUUGUAUAUUUUAGUGAAAUAUAUAUUUAUGAAAAGUAA
Sitophilus oryzae (rice weevil) is the source of this 1781-nucleotide messenger RNA. Its product is annotated as pyrroline-5-carboxylate reductase 3-like. The record is from RefSeq and is a predicted model, not a curated record. The coding region runs from base 361 to 1215 and encodes 284 amino acids. Gene Ontology annotation, biological process: L-proline biosynthetic process. NCBI's taxonomy places the organism in Eukaryota, Metazoa, Arthropoda, Insecta, Coleoptera, Curculionidae. Gene Ontology annotation, molecular function: pyrroline-5-carboxylate reductase activity. The transcript is spliced from 6 exons.